Messenger RNA from Varanus komodoensis (Komodo dragon), 842 nucleotides. RefSeq names its product translocator protein (gene TSPO). Gene Ontology annotation, molecular function: cholesterol binding. Bases 124 to 624 code for a protein of 166 amino acids. The transcript is spliced from 4 exons. Lineage: Eukaryota; Metazoa; Chordata; Lepidosauria; Squamata; Varanidae. Gene Ontology annotation, cellular component: endoplasmic reticulum; membrane. The record is from RefSeq and is a predicted model, not a curated record.
GCCGCGACUGGCUCGGCUGCUCUCCGAGGCCGCACCCCGGAGGUCUCUGGCUGCUGACGCCCGUUUCGGUUUGCUUCGUUUUCGCGCGUGCAGGGAAGCACCACAGCGACAACAGCAGCCCUGAUGGAAGUGGUACCAUCCUGGACCCCAGUGGUGGGCUUCACGCUCUUGCCCCAUGUUGGAAGCAUUUUGGGAGCUAGGAUCGUCAAGAAAGAAAUUCCCACUUGGUAUGAAACCCUGGAGAAGCCGUCCUGGUUCCCACCUAACUAUGUGUUUGCACCUGUGUGGGGCACUUUGUAUACGUCGAUGGGAUAUGCUUCUUACCUGAUAUGGAAGGAAUUGGGAGGCUUCAAUGAAAAAUCCAUGGUUCCACUUGGACUAUAUGCAGGACAACUGGCAUUAAACUGGUCAUGGACUCCCAUAUUCUUCAAACAGCACAAAUUAGGAUGGGGAUUGGCCAUUUUGUUGCUUACCACAGGAGCAACAACAGCGACAACAGCAGUCUGGUAUCAUGUGAACAAAACAGCCGCCUAUUUGAUGUAUCCUUAUUUGGCUUGGCUAACCUUCGCCACAGUGCUCAACUACCGCAUCUGGAAGGACAACCCCAGGAAGAAGCACUCAUAAUACGUACUAAUUUUUCUAAAGCAACUCUUGGUAAUGCCAGAGACAGAGAGAGAGGGAGGGAGGGAGGGAGGGAGAGGAGAGAGAGUCUAAUUGCAGUUUCACCAUUCCAUUACUUAAAUCCAUUUUCUGUCUCAGGCAAUUGUAAAAGAUGUUAUAUUACUAUGCAAACAAACAGGUUAACUAGUUUUAACUGAAAUAAAGUUCAGGAAGACUAUGAA